AUGUCUAGGUACACUACUAGAGUGUUGAAAGGAGAAGGAGCAAAAUAUUUCCACAAGAAGAUUGAAAUUCCUUAUGGACAAACCCUAGAUAUUAUAGCCAUGGAUAUUGGGCUACUCCAGCGUCACAGCGCGCAUUUUCUUAUCACAAUCCCGGCACAACGCCACUCGUCGUCGUCGGCGCGACAAAGUAAACCGUUUAAUUUUGAAAUGGAAGCUGGAGGUGGAGGAGAGCAGAGGCGGAGGCUGGGAAUUGAAACGAAGGCUGGAGUGGAGGAGAAUAGUCUUAAGUGGAGGUACACUACUAGAGCGUUGAAAGGAGAAGGAGCAAAAUAUUUCCACAAGAGGAUUGAAAUUCCUUAUGGACGAACCCUAGAUAUUAUAGCCAUGGAUACUGGCCUACUCCAGGGUGAAUGGCGGACUUCGGCGACGGCGGAGGAUGGCGGACUGCUUGAAGAAGAACAGCAGCGGGCUUCGAGCCUUCGACUGAUGGUGGACGCCGUCGAGUUCGACGGUAAUGGUUUCGGCUUCGGCAGGGAGACAGGAGACUCACUCAGGGGCGAAUUCAAAUGGGAGGAAGUAAUUUCAGAAAUUGAGCACAACGCCGCUCGUCGUCGUCGGCGCGGCACAAUAAACUGUUUAAUUUUGAAAUGGAGGCUGGAGGUGGAGGAGAGCAGAGGCUGUGAAUUGAAACGGAGGCUGGAGUGGAGGAGAAUAGUCUUAAGUGGAGGUGAGACUUGA
Molecule: messenger RNA, 738 nt
Organism: Fraxinus pennsylvanica
Lineage: Eukaryota; Viridiplantae; Streptophyta; Magnoliopsida; Lamiales; Oleaceae
Source: the annotation of a GenBank genome assembly